AUUGAAUAAGCAGUUCGAAACCAGCCUACCAUUGAUGGAAUUUUCUACUGUAAUUUAUGACUGUAACUUAACGACCCCUAUAAACAUUAUAAUACAGUACUAGAAUCUGACAUGCUUCAGUUGGUACUCUUCAAACUGUGCUGGGAAUGCACCGCAGCUAACGCCCGUUCACCCGUAGUCCAAAAGAGCUCAGACCUGAAUCUGGUUGGAGUUGUGCGGAAUAGCUUUCACCCAGGCUGGGGGCGGGGAAGGCACUUGUUAGUUUCAACCCGGAACUGUGGAGCAGAUCAUUCAAUCGGCUUGGCUGCAGCAGAAACGUAGGCUACUGUACAGUACACAACUUUGGCAAAAACUUUGUUUUCCCCCAAGUUUUGUUGGAGCGCAAAAAAAAAUAAAAAAAUAGCGAUUCAUAAGCAAAUCAAACAGGAGACAAACAGAUAUUGUAACAGGCAUCUGACUGGGAGCUGUCCUGUCUUCCAGGGUGAGCCGGAGCGGGGCUGAGGACACACACUGACACUGCUGCCUCACCAUGCCUCCCCAGAAGGACAUCGUGAAGAUCGCUAUCCAGAUGCCUGGGGCUUACCCCCAGCUCAUCGACCUGGACCAGAAAAAGCCACUGUCAACAGUAAUAAAAGAAGUUUGUGAUGGGUGGAACAUCAAUGCCCCUGAAAAACAUGCCCUGCAGUAUACUGAUGGGAUCCAGACCUACAUCACCGAAUCGAAUCGCUUGGAUAUUAAGAAUGGCAGCAUCCUGCGACUCACCACUGCCCCGGGUCGCUGUGCUGAUCAGCUGUACACAGGGAUCCAGAACCUGAACACUGACGUCAAGUGCGACUCCCUGAAGCAGCUGGCCGGCAUCUCCACGGAUGUGACCUUCGCCCAGGAGUUCAUCAACCGGGACGGGCACGCCCUGCUGGUGGACAUCGUGGAGAGAGGCAGCGAUUCUUCGGAGGUGCUGGCUCAUGCUUUGAAAGCCUUCAUGGAGCUGAUGGACCAUGGGAUCGUCUCCUGGGAGAACCUGUCGGCCGUCUUCAUCAAAAAGAUCGCUGGCUAUGUGAGCCUCAAGGCCGUGGACGCCUCUGUCCAGCAGCUCUCCCUGGCCAUCCUGGAGAGCAUGGUCCUGAGCAGCAGCAGCCUGUUUGAGCAGGUCCAGCAGGAGGUCACGCUGGAGCAGCUCAUCGCACACCUGCAGGUUCAGAACCAGCAGAUUCAGACGAAGGCCAUGGCCCUGCUCAUAGCUCUGCUGCAGACCGCUGGGGAUGGGAAGAAACGGGAAAUGAUUGAAUUUCUAGGAAAGAAAAACCUGCGACAGUACAUCAACAAGAACAUUAUCCACACCUCGGGGGCUGUGGGGGACGAGAUGGUUCAUUACCUGUAUGUGCUGCAGUCUGUGACCCUUAACACCCUGGAGCCCAAGAUGAGGACCCCUUUGGACCCCUACAGUCAGGAGCAGCGGGACCUGCUGCACGGGCUGAGGCAGCUGGCGUUCGAGUUUGACAGUGAGGCCAGCCUGACCACCGAGAAGAGACGCUCGCUGUGCGCCAAGGAGUUCAAGAAACUGGGCUUCUCUAACAACAGUAACCCGGGUCUGGACCUGAACCAAACCCCUCCUGGACUGCUGGCCCUGGAAACCAUGGUUUACUUCUCCUCGCGGUACCCCAACGCAUACAGCAGGUUUGUAUUGGAGAACAGCAGCCGGGAAGAUAAACACGGGUGUCCGUUCGCCCGGGGCAGCAUCCAGCUGACCCUGAUCCUGUGUGAGAUCCUGCGCAUUGGAGACCCCCCCUCAGAGACCGGGCAGGAUUAUUACCCCCUCUUCUUUGCUCAGGAUCGCCUCCUAGAGGAGUUGUUCUGUAUCUGCAUCCAGCUGCUGAACAAGACGUGGAAGGAAAUGAGGGCCACGCAGGAGGACUUUGACAAGGUGAUGCAGGUGGUGCGGGAGCAGAUCACGAGGACGCUGUCCAGUAAGCCCACCUCCCUGGACCUCUUCAAGAACAAGGUGAACGCCCUGAACUACAGCGAGAUCCUGAAGCUGAGGCAGACCGAGCGUCUGCACCAGGAGGAGACCCUUGCCCCGCCCGUCCUGGAGCUUAAGGAGAGGCUGAAACCGGAGCUGCUGGAGCUGAUCCGCCAACAGCGGCUCAACCGACUGUGUCAUGGGACUCUGUUCAGGAAGAUCAGCAGCCGCCGGAGACAAGACAAGCUGUGGUACUGCCGCCUGUCGCCCAAUCACAAGGUGCUGCACUAUGGGGAUGUGGAUGAGGAGAGCGAGACCCCGCCCAUAGAGGCCCUGCAGGAGAAGAUUCCUGUGGCUGACAUUAAAGCCCUGCUGACUGGCAAGGACUGCCCACACAUGAAGGUGUCUCGUUCGAACCUUAUAAAGGAAGUCCUGGACCUGGCUUUCACCAUUACAUAUGAUUUGGAGGAGUACCAGCUGAAUUUUGUUGCAUCAUCAAGGACUGACUUCUGCCUGUGGACGGAUGGCCUGAAUGUCCUCCUGGGGAAGGACAUGACCAGCGAGUGCACGCAGAGUGAGCUGGACAUCCUGCUGUCUAUGGAGAUCAAGCUGCGUCUGCUGGACCUGGAGAACAUCCCCAUCCCCGACGCCCCCCCGCCCGUGCCCAAGCCCCCCAGCAACCUCCACUUCUGCUACGACUUCAGCCAGACCGAGCAGUAGAGGAGGGGGGGAGGAGACUGCACUGAGUAAAUAUUACUAUCCACACCUAGGGAUUCGUCCAUCACUGAGCCUCAUCCCUUCAAACCGCUAGAGCCAAUGGGGACCAUUCAUCUGUACAGAGACUUGGUGCAGGGGGGACAGGACUCUUCUCUGAUUGAUGAUAGGCGGCUAAUGUGUCAAAAUUGUUUGGAGGUGACGGGGUUGAUGAAUGGAGGUGUUGCCGACCCAAGGGGAGAGCUCCCUAUAGAAGAAUGGACACUACUGAUAACUCCAGUGCAGGUACAGCACUCCCUUCAGCACAGUCACAGUGUAGCUGUAACCCAUGACAGCUAUCUCUCUCUCAAAGGUACAGGCUGGUACUGACAGAACCCCUUUCACAGGGGAACGGCCAGCAAUUUACUUCCCUAUGAGUAGCAGGAUGUAUUAUUAUUAAAGUGUUAGGCUUGUAUUUAGCCUAUUGUGCAUAAUCUAAAAAAGAGCACGUAACUCAUAUUAACACAGCGUGUUUACUGUUACAAAAAAGAUUUUUUUUUUUUGAUGAAACAGAUCCAUUUUUAAUUUGUGUGGGAAGAAGAAAUUGCUGUCCUGCUGUUUCACUCGCACUGAGCUACAUGACUUGACUACUAGAGCAAUGGACUGACUCCAUGGCUAAUAUUGUAACCAGGCUGUCUAACAGUUUGCUGCACUGGUUCCUACUGACGUGGCAUAUGUUUCAGCACCCCCCUCUGAGAUUCUGAACUCAAGAUGUACCCCGCUUUGUACACUUUGUAGAUGUGACACAUUAGCCCUAAUGUUACCCCACUAAAGGAAAUCACCUCUGUACUGUCCGGAUUAACAUGCACCGCAAAGAAAAAAAAUACUAAUAGAAGAUUUGCAUUAAUUACUGUAGAAAUUUGAAAACUUUUUUUUUUUUGCACGUUCACUCUGUCAAUCACAAAUCCUGAUCUUGAUUUAGCUAGUUCUAUCUCGUCACAAGUCGUGUCUUUCACAUCCUAAUCCACUGUUUGAUAAACUGACCCGCAGCCUCUAAACCCCGCUGCAGAUCAUUUCAAAACAUUUUACAUUUUAUUGUUAACCGGUACACCAUUUAGUUGCCAAAACGGUACAACAUCACCAGAUUGUCCACUGUGCUUUAUUUUGUUCAAAACAGAAUGACCUCCCGUUUGAACAUGGUACUGACAACUAUUUGAACUGGUCGAACCCACUGCAGCACACUGAAUAAAUUGGCUAUUCAAGUUAUAAUGCAAGUAUUUUUAUUUUUCUAACUACUUUAAAUGAAAACACCACACCACAUCUCUGUUUGUCUGGCCUCUGCUGUCUUGUGUAUGACGGUACAUUCAUCGCCACAGUUAAUAUUCACAGUCUGUAUUAAGAUCACUACCAAAGCUAGGUAAUUUUAAUUUCAUUAAAACCAUUCAGUUGGUUUCCGAUUCUGUCUUUUCAACCAGACAUGGCAUGGGUGACCGUUUCUGCCGUGCCAGGGUGUCAUAAAUGUUUUGCAAGUCAUCUUUUGUCAUAUGUAUUUCAAAAGUGUAUAUAUAUAUAUAUAUAUGUAUAUAUAUAUGUAUAUAUAUAAUUGGCAUUUGACUGCCUUUGUUAUCUUUGGGACUUCCAGUUGGACUUUUGGACUUCCUGCUGGUUCUUUUUUCUCUUUGUAUGUGUUAUCUUGUGUUAUAUUUGCUAACAGUUAUUGUGAAACUUCCUGCAUAGGUUGUGGCAGGUUUGAUCUAUCGUUCACACAGCCUCCCUGAAGCUGGGUAAAGUUCCACAUUCUCCUUCUGAAAGAAUGGAGGUGCGAUACAGUAUAUUAAAGAUGAGGCGCUAGACAACACUGUAAGCUUGUGUAAGGAAACUGUUUUGACUUGGAUGCAUUUGUAUCGUGUGGAACCUGUAUUGUGUGGAAGCUGCAGGAAGGUUAAGUAGCCUUGACGCUGGCUCACGUACACGGCUCUGUAUACUGAACACUGGUGAGGAAGACGCAGUAUACCUGCUGUAACUGAAACCCCCAUGGCAGUUAUUAUUGCAGGCAAAAAAGAACUUCGAAAUUGUAUUUGGAUGAGUAUUUUGUUAACAUGAAAAGAAGAUUGUAAGUAGAGUUGCUCGUUGUAAUCCAGGGAUGGUUUACAGAGAAACAGACGCCUUGUUGUUUUUCCAUCAGAUUUGAGUUGAGCUCAGAUAGAUCAGAUUCAUGUCAGGCUGGCAAAGCUGGAAGUAAGUAACUGCCUCCCGCUGUAGCUCAAUAAACCAUAAACUGCAUGCAACCUGCCAAAAAAAACAUCUCCCACAGCUUAAAUAGAGGCACAGCAUUUAUAAAAACAAAGAGAAAUACAAUAACAUAAGCUUAAACACCAAAAUGAUGUUCGUCAGAAACAUAGCAUGUAACUUAGUUUUAAUUUAAGUUGUUUUAGAAGGUUGAAAGGUAACUCCGAGUGACAAGCCUUCAGUGGCACAGCGGAAAUCACAAAAUCCUGUGAACCACUGAAGCAGGUCUUUCCCAGCAGUGUGUCUGUGUGGUCACCCUUGUACCAGUAAUGAUCUGUUACAGGCAUAUACUGUACCCUUGUCUUCAACUCCAUGCAUUGCCAAGCGCUCGCUUUGCAAAGACAUGCCGUGUCUUCCUGCAGCUUUUAUCAUUGUGCAACACUACUGUAUAACCUUGUGUGUGUGUGAAUAAGGUGACAGCUGGCCUGAUUUAGCAGGGGCUGGGAUACCAUGUAUUGUUGUUGGUUUUGUAUUUAAUUGUUAUGUAUGUAUUAGAAUACACUGAACUUCUGUUGCACACAGAAUGGAUAAAGGAUAUUGUCGUCCUCCUCUUGGGUAAUAGGCAAAGGGAAUCUGGUCCUCUUCCCAUAUGCCUUGUGUACGUGACAGAAUAUUAUUAAGCUACUGUAUUUACGAAUGCAAAUGAAAGAUGAAUGGGGUUUGAAAGACCGAGGUCAGAGUUUGAUGGAAAUGACUGGGGCUAUAAAGAUGUAUUUGAUUCUGCA
Molecule: messenger RNA, 5664 nt
Organism: Acipenser ruthenus (sterlet)
Lineage: Eukaryota; Metazoa; Chordata; Actinopteri; Acipenseriformes; Acipenseridae
Gene: elmo3
Product: engulfment and cell motility 3
Exons: 21
Coding region: 530-2677 (715 amino acids)
Biological process (GO): cell motility; actin filament organization
Source: RefSeq, a predicted model, not a curated record